CAGAAAGCCGGCGCGGCCCGAAGGCACUUGUUGCUUCUCGCUCGGCGCUGAGAUAGCGGCCGCCUGGACUACACGGUUUUGUGUAACACGCGUGGCGUCGGUGAGUGAGUGAGUGUGUGUGUGAGUGCGUGUUUACACGCGUGUGAUUUGAAUUGCUGCCGGCCGUCAGCGAGAAAGCGCUCUGCGGGCAUCCGGCAAUUGGGUCGUGCACGGUCGCCAACCUGUGCGUCUGUGGUGUGCGUGGAAUUAUGCGAGUGUGCAUCGCAAGGUUGCUGCGAUAGGUGUCUGCAGGUUGUAACAAGUGAUUCUCUUUUCUGGGAAGAUACCGUCCGAUGACGUCACCUCUGCUUCUCUCUGGCUUGUGUUUACCGGGAAGAGCCCACCACAUUCCUAAGAUCGUCGUUACGACGUAUCUGGCCUGAAUCUACCAUCUACCUUCCUGUCAAAGAGAGUGGAUUUCGGGCAGAGGGGCGCCCGGCAACCUGUUGCCGCACUGCUGUGACGUCACCGCGGUAAACCGACUGCCAGCGAGGCGAGGAGCUCAGCCGUGACAUUGGCGUGGGCAGAACACCUGUUGCUGGCGGGGUGACCCCUUUCCCCCUGUCACCGCCGCGCGCCAGUGCGUCGCCAGCUCAGCUGUACUGGCGCCACAGGUGUGACGCUGGCCGCGGAUGGUAGGUAAUCUCUGGACGCUGACUUGGCUGCAACAACGUCUCUGUCCAUCGCUACCCGAGCGCCGUUGCCAGCGGACCAGUGAGGCAGUGUGCGUCGCACUGGACAUUCUGCUGACGGGCGUGUAGAAGUGUGUUUGUGUACAGAAGUGUGUUUACAUGUACGUCUUCAGUGUGUGUAUCAACCUUGUGCGAAACUGAUGCGCUUGUCGCUGCCAGCAGUCUUGAAGUAUCUGUGCGGUGUGCAUGACUUGUUUCUAGCUGUCAGGUGCCACAUUAUAUCUUGCUGCCUUCCGUCGGAAACACCCUACAGCAUGGGAGGCAACUGAGAUAUCCAAUAACGUCAAGUCGUCGGUUCUUGAAAGACAUAAAUAUCUUAUAGCGCGGAGAAGAAUCUGCAAUUGUAAACAGAAAAUACCACUGCACGUUGUAACCAUCUUCAUUGUAUAGUACGGUGAUAUACAGCACUUUUUAUGACUGAAAGUUUUCUUGUUUCAUCAAAAUCUCCAGUGAAUCACUAGUGGCUUAAGCUAUUAUCAGAAAUCUCCAGUGACAUACAUUCGAAUUAUUAGUGAAUGGGAAAAGAGUGUUUAGCAGAGGCAUUAAAAGAAAUUGGCCAGCUAUUUCUUUGAAUCAUAUUUGGCAGGAAUCUGUUUGCCGCAGACAUACAGAUUAUCUGCACCCUUUUACAAGCCAUUCGAAAUUGUAGAGAAAAGAGAGGAUGUGUGCUAUGAAUAUUAGUACAUAACGUGAAGCGCCAUGGGUACCAACCCCAGGUGGUUGAGUGAACAUGGAGGAAUCACUGAGAGACCGUGAUCGACAACCGAGGAUCCUGUUGGACAAUGUGAUAAUGACCCCACCACACUCGGCAGUGAAGCCAGGGUCUUCAGCCAACACCAUGGAACCACGAACUGUGGCAGCCACUGAUGCUGAGUCUGACGUCAGAUGCUGCUGCUGCAUCCCAUACCAGCGGGUCUCACCGACUAAGGCUUUAGCUGCAAUCACGGAUGUGGAGUCCACUGAGAGGACUUGUGAUGAGCAGAGUGAACAGGAGAAAAUGUUGCUCAGUGCUGCGAGAGAGGACAAGGAGCCCCUGGUUGCUUCUGAUUUCACAGGAGACCCAUCGUCAAAGCACGAAGCUCCAGGAAAUUCUUCAUAUAGUUCACAGGUUUCUGGUGUACUGGACUGUGAGGAGGAGCUUCAGGGAGGUCAGAUGGACAGUGCUGAGGCAAGUGACAAGGAGAAGAAACACAGUGACGAUCCACCGUCACCCCCGAGGAUCACCCUCGCCAUUCCAGAAGAUACCGAAGACCUCGACGAGGGUGACACGGAGAGUUUUGAAGAGUCACUACCCCGCCACCAGCAGCUGAGGAAACAGCUGCUCAAGCACAGGAUGGCGUCAGCUGAUGACAGUUCCAGCUCCAGUGACAAGGAGGAAGCCUCGUCCAGGAGCAAAGAUGGGAACGAAGUGGAAGGCAGUGACGACUCCCCAGUGGCCUCCGUCAGGGACCCUCCUGUCUUCGGUGUGGAGCAGCUGAAUCGCUACAAACUGGCCAAGACUGCACAGCUCAAGAAGGGUGAUAGUUCAGAAUCUGGGGAGGAAACAGCGACUCAGGUCGAGCAGCGAUCGCAGCGGCCUAUAGGAAUCCCGAGGUACCAGUCGGCCAGUGACGACACCCCUGACAGUGGGGCCAGGUCUCCUUCUGUGGACAGUGAAGUGGUGAAGGCACGGCCAGUCAAGCACAGUGUGGACGGCGAAUCCACUUCAACGGUCGCUAGCGCUGACAGCGGUCACCAUCGACUUCAUCCAGAACGGCGGCACGGCCACCGCCACCAGAACAGCCAGGCACCACGCAUGGGCCUCCGACCACUCCGUGAGCUGCGCCUACCCCGCCCACCCCCGGAACCUGAGGACGACGAUGUGUUCCCCACCUGUGGACGCUCCAAACCGUCGCCCCCUCCACCGACUGUAGAGCCGCCACCCCCAGAUGAUCCGCCUCCACCCUGGGAGACAGAGGAGCAGAACACAGUCUAUAUCGGGGGUGGGCUGCCCGGUUACACCAUGUACCAGCAGUCUCUGCUGGGUGUGCCCUGCCCACACGACUACGGUGAAGCCUCCAGUGACGACCUCAGCUCGGAGUGGGAUUCAGACACGCCGCUGACGGAUUCGACUGCUGCCGAUGCCCAGGGAACAAAGCCUUCCGGUUGGAGAAAACUACGGAACGUCGUUCAGUGGACUCCGUUCUUCCAAACGUACAAGAAACAGCGCUAUGCCUGGGUACAGCUUGCUGGCCAUCAAGGAAACUUCAAAGCCGGUCCCGAGCAAGGCACGAUCCUGAAGAAGCUUUGCCCCAAAGAGGAGCUGUGCUUCCAGGUGCUCAUGAAUGACGUGCUCAGGCCCUACGUCCCAGAAUACAAGGGCCACGUCACCUGCGAAGACGGAGACUCAGUAUACUUACAAUUGCAAGACUUACUGGGCGACUUCCAAUCCCCGUGUGUUAUGGACUGCAAGAUAGGGGUGCGCACCUAUCUGGAGGAAGAGUUGGCCAAGGCCAAGGAAAAGCCCAAGCUCCGAAAGGACAUGUACGAGAAGAUGAUCCAAAUCGAUCCUGAAGCUCCAACAGAGGAGGAGCAUCGCCUCAAGGGUGUCACCAAGCCGAGGUACAUGGUGUGGCGAGAGACCAUCUCCUCUACAGCAACACUGGGUUUCCGCAUAGAAGGUAUUCGCAAGGCAGAUGGAAAGUCUAGCAAAGACUUCAAGACAACUAAGACCAGGGAGCAGAUUCUCAAAGCAUUCAGGGAUUUCACGGAAGGAUAUCCACAUGCAGUGCCAAAAUACAUUCAGAGGUUGAAAGCAAUCAGGGCCACCUUGGAAGUUUCUGAAUUCUUCUCUUCGCAUGAGGUGAUCGGAAGUUCCCUGUUGUUUGUGCAUGACAAGCACAAUGCAAACGUGUGGCUCAUAGAUUUUGCCAAGACACUGAUCCUGCCCAGCGGCACGGCAAUCGACCACGCCUCGCGCUGGGUGGUGGGCAACCACGAGGACGGCUACCUGAUCGGCAUCAACAAUCUCAUCAGCAUCUUCUCCGAGAUGGCAGCAGAGUCGGCCACGGCUCCGGGCGACAACACGUGAGCGCCGGGCGCGCGCCAUUUGCGUCGCCCCGUGGCCGCCCCCUGCAACAUGACUUGCCUGGCAGACCACACCUGAGAGGCCAAAGCCGGGCCGAGAACUCGGCCCGUGCGCCGGUUGACUCCCGUGCGAUUCCCAUCGACGCUGUCAUGACUCGGGACCCCUACACUAGCGAUACAGGAGGGUGCGUGUGGCAGAGUACUGUUACCGAGUGACAACGGAUGUUACAUGCUGCCCUCCCUGAUGUGUCACUCAGUGUGUAAUCUUGCACGGAGUUGUGACAAUUGCUGAGACGAGAAAUGAGGACUGCACCCUUUUGGGAUUGUCAUUUUAAACAAAGCUGCAAUUGUGACCUGCUUCAGUGUACUGAAUUAAUACAAGCCUGGGACUCCUUAGUGCAGUUAAAUUUUGUUUUUAAGAUGGCUGUUUUUCCACAUGAAGUGGAAGUUUUUAAUGUGUAACAAUUGAACAUGACCAGCAGUUACUUAAAUCAGAUCAACACUUGUCAACAAGCAACACCCGAAAUGAAAUAUUAGGUGAAGCUAUAUUUUGGUGCAGUAUGAAACUACUUCUUCUCCAUCAGAAGAUGAUAGUAUUCACUGCUUUGCACUGAAAUAUUUUGGUUAAAUACAUGUUAGACUUGUACAGGAUGUUGUUUUAGAUAAGUGCAAAUGCACAUGCAAACAACUUGUGGGACAAAGAAUGCUCGGAUGUAAGAGAAAAUUUUGUCAAAGUGAAUCAUUUAUUUGAAAUGUCACUACUCGUGUGAUUUGUUAAAACCACUUGUGUGUUUUGUUAAUAUUGGAGACAAGAAAUCCAAGUUUCUUGCAGCUCUUAACCAUUCUCAACAAAGUAUGGUGUUCCAUAUUUUCUGACACUUGUCAGCCAUUCUCAGAGUAUGUGGAAAUAAUGUAUGUUCAUGCUAAGGUUCUGGCUAAAGUGUGGCAUCUGGGAAAUGAGCCAGAAGACUUUUUCAACUUCUGCUUGGUAAAUGAAAUACAUUAAUCGAGUCAGAAGCUGUUUAAAAAUCACUCCAAUGUAUUUCAGAUUGGAGGCUAAGUAAUUUAUUUAAUUUAUAUUAUAAUUUUGCAGCAUUUUUUCUGUACUUUACUUGUAAUGACUCCUUCUACUUCAGAUGCGAAUCUGAUACAUAGAAGUCAGUUAAGCCUAGUAGAUAUACAAUGUUGUAUUAAGACUGUUUCUCAGCAUUUUGGAUAAAAUAUUGUAGCAAAUGCUUUAAGAUGUUAGCAAUAUUAUUGUUAAAUGCACUAUAUAUCUGAAUUCUAGCAUUUUCAAUGUGACAACAGCUGUAGUGGCACGUAAUUGCCUCAAUUCAUAAUCUUUAGAGUGUCUGCAUGAUUUCUGCCAAUUUCUGUUGCUUGUGAACACUGCUUGCAAUGAAUAGCUGUAGGUGUGGUGUAAAUCUGUAACAUCUGUAGCAAGCAUAGCUUUGAUUGUAAUUUUUUUAUUUAUCUCAUAUGUGAUAACUAACAAAAAUAUUGCUGUCUGUAGACACUUGCGGAUUUGCCGAUUAUUUGAAUUAUUUAUCACUGCAGACUAUGUAAUCAGCUGAGUAAUAAAUUUUAAGCUCUAAAGGAA
Schistocerca gregaria is the source of this 5397-nucleotide messenger RNA. Its product is annotated as inositol-trisphosphate 3-kinase A-like. The coding region runs from base 1462 to 3801 and encodes 779 amino acids. The transcript is spliced from 9 exons. Gene Ontology annotation, molecular function: inositol-1,4,5-trisphosphate 3-kinase activity; inositol tetrakisphosphate kinase activity. The record is from RefSeq and is a predicted model, not a curated record. Gene Ontology annotation, cellular component: nucleus; cytoplasm. Gene Ontology annotation, biological process: inositol phosphate biosynthetic process. NCBI's taxonomy places the organism in Eukaryota, Metazoa, Arthropoda, Insecta, Orthoptera, Acrididae.